AUGGCACCAUCAUCAUCAUCAUUCCCAUGUUGUCGACUGUCCGUGGGUGUACUAGUACAUCUCUUGGUUGCAUCAACAAACUUGCUUGCUGCAAAUGCUCUGGACACGGUCGAAGAUUCGAGCUGGACCCUAUCGCACGCCGCUUACUCCACCCCGUGGGAACUAGGUGCCCGAAGUCGUCGCGGCCUCGCAGCUUUUGAGAAGUUAGUUUUAUUGCGGCCCAGCAUUGAUGCAGUGGACUCUCCUGCCGGAACAGCUCCAGCAACCACAGAGGAUGCAACCGAUAAGAACAGCGCAGAAGCCUCCGCAGCUGGCACCACGCGCAGAGAGACCAGCACCUCCGAUAAAAAUUUGCAGCACAACCAGAGGCCGGAGGGGGCCGGCAUCUGCCCCCGCGGGGACGCGCUGCAUCCGUUUUUCCUUGCGUCGAAGGACUACUACAGGAACGCGACACUGACCACCGUGUCCGGCAAGACAGUCGAUACCGCCGCGGAAAUCUACCCUUUUUUUGCCUUGGUACUGGGUCUAGAGGACGUUGUAAAUGUCCGGAAAUGUGGGGUGAAAGCCGCGUCCUUCCUCGCUUUGGUGGCCCGGUCGCUGAAACAAUUUGGCGGUUUCGACGCCGCGGAAGGAGUGUUGCGCGUGGCCGAGAGGAUUGCGAAGGCAGCCUACGGGAAAAACGGCGCGUUCCAUUUCUCCUAUGACUGGCUUGCGAUGCACGUCGGCACGGCUUCUAAUCCUGUCGGUGGUGAGAGUGAUGGAGUUCCACUUGAGACGAGCAACGGUGAAAGUAGUAGUCUUUCAACACCGGAUCUCAACACACAACCACGACCGAAUGAAUCAUUGCCUCCACGGAAACUGCAAAUCGAGUCCGAGCUGGUGCACUUGCUCGGACUUGGGCUGGAGGUGUCUGCCGCGGGAACGGAGUACUACGACCCCCCGAAGCCGCCGGAUGGAAGCCUGUACAACUGUUACUACGAACGGGCGGAGACUUUCCGUUACGGGCAAGUGCCCAGGUUCAAAGCGAUUUCGUUGUACGGCGACAGUGGUGGGCCACCACUUCCUCCAAGUGGUAGCGAAGAAAAAACGCCACGAAUUGGUGAAGCGCACGAGGCAGUAGGGAGCGGGGAUAGUAGUACAACUGCAGCAAACGACCCCGACCAGCAAGCAUUCUCUGACCAGGCCGUGCUCAUCUCCGCGCUCGGCAAGAUGGAUCCCGCCUUUGCGGACGCGCGGCUGCGUCUCGUACUGGAACAGUCGACGGUCGGAAAUAAUCUUCGAAAAGCGUUCAUUAGGUUCGGAAAUGAUCUUCUUCUGGACAGCACGGUUUCGAACGCCGAUGUCGACGACGAGCGGGGCAGAACUCCUGGCUGUCUAUUCUCGCCUGCGAAGUUCGAGAAGUCGCAGCACCGCUGGGGGCGUGCAACCGCGGAGUUGCUGCAUCUAGUGGAGAAUACUAACGCUUUCAACGCGGGCGCGCUGCAGGGGCAGGAAGUGGAACCGGGAACAAAUAACAAAAACCGGGCGAUUCCAUCCCUCCGCUCCACGUGGCAGCGCGUCGAGGCUGUCCUCGGAUUUGUCCACGACCUGCGACUUCGGGACAAUGAGUCCCACGACUUUGAGGACUUUGCGCUUCGCGGCUGGGGGGCGGUUUGGUUCUCCGUGCUGGAGAAGCUGCAGAAAGAUUUUCAGGAGUAUCAAGGUCUACAACUUCGUAGCCCCGACGAGGGGGAACAACAAUUGCAGUCGGGGAAGAGAAAAGUUGAGUCCUGCGGUGUGCAACUAGAGCGGCUUCUUUUCGAUGAUGCUAGUAGAACAGGAAGCGAGGAAAGAAUUCGCACGAACGACGACCCUCCAGAACAACUGUUCGACCAAGAAAUGUACAGCUCGUGGCCCGCGACCGGGCGACACCCGGUAGACGCUCUGUACCGGGCCGUGGCGUACUGCGCACAGGAAGGGAACGACUGCCUCGUCCCGCUGGAGGUGUCGGCCACGGUGCUCGCGGGCGGACUGGGCGGAUUCUGUCCGGAAGGCUGGACCGCGGCGUUCCUGAGCUUCGUGGAGCACGUGGUAACCGUGGUGCAGGAAGCGGAGGUCCGGAAUUUAUACCUCGACGUGCUGGAACUGCUGUCAAGAAACAAUGAUGUAGGUGCGAAAAAUAAUAAUAAUCUUCAUUAUGAUGUCAAUCUUUUACCCCUCCUCCAAAAACUCGGACAAGCUUUGGCGGGGAGGGAGACCACCUCUAAGCCUGAGGAUCAUGCAGUUGACCUCUACAAAUUGCUCCGCGACGGGCUGGAAGAGGUGUCGCGGCAGCUUCAGGUAGUAGCGGAAUUCCACCACGAAUCGAAGAUGUCGGUUCCCUUUGAUGCCAAAGAAGGCCCCGACUUUACGCGCGGCCCCAGAACAAGUGCAGAAGCGGCGGCAAGUAGAAACAACCUCCGCGGCCACAGCUUCCCAAUUUCCCGAAAUCUCACCGCGGACUGGCGGCAGGACGCGUUGCGACUGCGCGUGAACAAAUUGCAGAAACGGUCGAGGAAUGCGAUGUUUUCUGAUGCCGGCGACCAUGUAGACAGCAACGGGGAGGUUGACAAGAACGAGAGCAAUACACGAGACGGCCUUGAUCAGCAUCUACUUCUGCCUGUCCCCGCAUUGGAAAAGCGACUCUCACGACUGCGGCCGAAAACGACUUCCCCCGUGUACCGAACCUGGGCGCGGUUCGACUUGCCGCGGUUGCUGCAAAUUUUGCUGGAGCAAUUUUCCGCGUUUUCCGCCCGGCAACUGUUCGCGUCCCCGUGGCCCAUCCUGACCUACGCGGGCAGGCUGUUCCGCCUGUUGGCGGAGACGGUGCCGACGUAAUAGGUGAAUGUCCAGGUAAUUGUCUGCCGACGAGGUCGACAGAGACGGUGGGCACGUUGCGUCUUUGCCAUGCUUCUAGAGGAAGAUAAUUCUUGUCUUCGCCGUGACGACGAGAUAGGAACACGACGAGCUCCUGUGUCGCGCGAGAAAACUGAUUCCACUGCGUUGAAAUUUGGGGCCCACUCUACUACUGUAGCGAUAGUGAGUGGAAAAAACACGAUCUUCAACAUAGUACGUGAGGACUGUGGUGCUGUGACAGUUGGUACCAUAGAUGAAUUUGUAAUCCUCAACUACUCAUCGAUAAAAGUAGCAGCGCAUCAACGGCAAGCAAUUCCGGGUAUUGUACUCAAUUACGUCCAAAUUCAUUUUACACCUAGAGGAGCAGUCUACAUAUCAACGACGUCGAUGGUAAGAGGAUUCUUUACAGUUUUGGUUUUAUCGAUUUAUGCUGGCCGAGUAGGUGUUUCUCCUGAGAGCGGUGCCUCCCUGCUCGUUUCCUCCGGGUGGUCUGCGACAUCAUGUUCCACUUGAUAGCAAUAUGUAUAGCUAAAAACAGGUGUGAAGGAUCCUCCUCCUCCU
Amoebophrya sp. A120 is the source of this 3435-nucleotide messenger RNA. NCBI's taxonomy places the organism in Eukaryota, Dinophyceae, Syndiniales, Amoebophryaceae. The record is from the annotation of a GenBank genome assembly.